AAAAUUCCGUCCACUUGGGCUGAUGCAUCCAGUAAAGUGAAUAUCGAUUUAGACGGUUUAGGCAUGAAAAAAAAGCCACAAAAGCAGUCGGUACCAAUGAAUCAAAUGGCUACUUCUGUUUCUGCGCCAGCUGUGCCAGGUCGUGGCCCACCUUUAUGCGACAAGCCAUGUGAUACCAGACCAGCUGCUGCUCCGCCCACAGCAAUAUAUCAGCAUCAAGUGCCUUCCGGCGAUAUAUUAGAUUUCCUGAAAUGA
This is a messenger RNA of Gongylonema pulchrum, 255 nucleotides long. The record is from the annotation of a GenBank genome assembly. Lineage: Eukaryota; Metazoa; Nematoda; Chromadorea; Rhabditida; Gongylonematidae.